CACACAUUUAUAUAUCGUGGACUGAUCUUGCUUUCGUUUGGAAGAAAGAUUUUCUUUUCAAGAACAUGUCUUGUAUUCCGCCUACUUGUCUUUCUCCUAACAAAUAGUCUAUUCCAAAGGAUGGGUGAAAUCUAUGGAAAGCACAUCGAUUCAUAGUUUUAAAUUAAGUCAGUAAUGGUUUUAUUAUAAGAUUCAUUAUGGGAGCUUAUAUCUCGGAAUCUAAUGUAAGUGCCAACUUCACCAUCGGCAACGACUCGGCGACAAUCCACGAAGCCGCUCUCUCGGGCUAUAUGGUUGUGAUCCUGGCUGUGCUUAUGAUAACGCUAGUAGUCGUGGUUGUGGCUGGAAACGCGCUUGUUAUCCUCGCUUUCAUUGUUGACAAGAGCCUAAGAAAUCAAAGCAACUACUUCUUUCUCAACCUUGCUAUUUCAGAUUUCCUGGUUGGUGCCUUCUGCAUCCCUGUCUAUAUCCCCUACAACCUGACAGGACGAUGGGUAUUGGGCAGAGGUCUUUGUAAACUGUGGCUCAUCAUGGAUUACCUGCUCUGCACCGCCUCAGUGUUCAACAUAGUCCUCAUCAGCUAUGACCGUUUCCUCUCAGUCACCCGAGCAGUGAAAUACAGAGCUCAGCAGAGCAUGACACGUCACGCUGUGGUAAAGAUGGUGGCUGUAUGGGUGUUGGCGUUCCUUCUCUAUGGCCCUGCCAUCAUCUUCUGGGAGCUGGUCAUGGGAAAAAGCAUUGUCCCUGGUGACAAGUGUUUUGCUGAGUUCUACUGCACCUGGUACUUCCUGCUCAGUGCCUCCACCUUCGAGUUCUUCACCCCCUUCAUCUCUGUGGCCUUCUUCAAUUUCAGCAUUUACCUGAACAUUCACCAGAGGAACAAGAGCAGGGUCAUUCGUAAGGAGGAUGCCAAGGCACACAGGGAUAGGGCCAGUCCCAGAGAAGGGGGUGCCGUCAUGUCAGUGUUUUUUGCCAAGACUCGCAAGGUGUCGUCAAGCGAACCCACUACAGUUUCAGCGGUGAUAGAGGAGGAUGAGGAGCUGUCUCCCUCCUCCAGUGGUGAGCCUAGUUGCGGACACACAUUCAUGCAGAGGAAGAAAUUUCCAUCCUGCAGUAGAAGGUCCAAGCUUCUUCAGUCCCAGGAUCUUGCCGGGGCCCCCAGCAGGACCUCACAGGGUUCCCGCCUCUCCCGUGACAAGAAGAUUGCCAAGUCUCUGGCCAUUAUAGUUUGCAUUUUUGGAAUCUGCUGGGCACCCUACACCCUGCUGAUGAUUAUCCAAGCAGCCUGUAAAAGGCAAUGUGUGGAGGAACACUGGUAUGAAAUAACCUUUUGGCUCCUGUGGUUAAACUCUGGUAUUAACCCUUUCUUGUACCCUCUCUGCCAUAGCAGCUUCCGAAGGGCUUUUGCUAAGAUACUGUGCCCCAAACGGCAAUCUGUCCAACCUCACACUGAGACUCAGUCUUGCUAAUGGAGCAAUUUAUGGCUGGAUGAGUCAAAUUGGUGUGAGAAGACUACUGCAAAAAGGAUGUGUAUUUUUGCCUGACUUUGAAAGUAGAAACUCAAAGGUUUGGUUACUCUGCAACAUUAUGUUA
Messenger RNA from Esox lucius (northern pike), 1593 nucleotides. Its product is annotated as histamine H3 receptor. The transcript has 3 exons. The record is from RefSeq and is a predicted model, not a curated record. Gene Ontology annotation, molecular function: histamine receptor activity. Gene Ontology annotation, cellular component: membrane. Gene Ontology annotation, biological process: adenylate cyclase-activating adrenergic receptor signaling pathway. The coding region runs from base 198 to 1469 and encodes 423 amino acids. NCBI's taxonomy places the organism in Eukaryota, Metazoa, Chordata, Actinopteri, Esociformes, Esocidae.